AUGCUGAGGUUAUACUGCUCCACAUCUUCAGUGGCUAAAAAAGUGCCUCUCAGGUGCUUCAGUACCAGCAUACGAUUGCUGCAACAAGAUUAUAAGUCCAAAAAGAAUAUAAUUGGAAAUGAAAUUUCAGAUGACCCAAAAUAUGUAAAGGAACAACUAGAUAAUGUGGUUUCAAAUUUGAAUGAUCAACAAUUAUCAGAAGAAGAUGGAAAUUCAAUCACUAGAUCUAAAGUUGAUGAUGCAUUUAAAAGAAAAGAACAUACAACAAAUCAAUCUAGUAAUAACAAUAAGGAUGACAAGUCCCAUAGGGAAGAAAUUUAUUCAUCUGUUGAUAAUAUUUUACAAUCUGAUUUUUUUCAAAAAAUACAAAAAACCCAAGCUAUAGAUAGUAAAACUUUAAAAGAAAUUAUACCUGAAGAAGUUGAAAGAUUUGAUAAAAAAUUCAAAAGUCCAACUUUCCGUUGGAUGAAAAAAGUUCACCAAGAUCUAAGAGAUAAAUUUGAUGUUGAAAAAAUUGAUAACAUACCAUUUACUUCACUACUUGAAAAAUAUUAUGGUAAACCUAAGUUUUUCAUUAAAGCUACUGAAAUAUUUGAUACUUUAGAAGUAGGUGAUGCUGUUGAAUUUUCUAAAACCCUUGAUCAAUCAGUCAUGAGUGUCAUUGUACAACUACCUUCAAGAGAUGAUGAUCCAAGAUAUACAGUGAUGGAUCGUAAAGGUACUUUACAUUUUUGUGAAAAAUCAUCUUUUAAAUUAAGAAUUCCAAAAGUGAUUCCAAAAGAAUGGAUUAAUGGUAUUGUGGAAAGAACAAAUUUAGAAUCAUCAGGUUAUGGAAGUGUCAAAACAACUGUGGAUCAUCAAUAUGAACUUUAUGCUGUUAAUCCAUUAGCAAGAAGAACUAUAGUUGGUCCACUUUUACAAAUCACAAAUGAUGCUUGGGAUUGGCUUCCUGAUGUUUCACAACAACUAGAAGUCAUUCAUCGUUUAUGUCAAGGGAAUGGUCCUAAACAAAUCACAUUAUUUCAUCUUUAUCAUGCUGUGAGAAAAAUUCCUCUUAAAAACAUGAAGGGUGGUGCGAUAACUGGAGUAGAUUCCUAUCAGGCAUUAAAUAAAAGAGUUCAACAUCUUGGGUCUGAUUUUAAUAUCUUUGGAGACUCAGGAUUAGGGAAAAGUAUCAAUUCUUUGGACCCAGAAGCAGCAUACGAUGUCCCAUUGUUAUAUAGUAUAACUUUAGCAUUGAAAAAACAAAAUACACUUUGGUCAACAUCAUACACUUCAAGAAGUGCUAUGCUCCCCUUAUCUGUCACUGUCAAUCCAUUGGAAUACGUUCAUAGAGCUGAAUCUGCAAUUCAUUCAUUGAAAACUGAUUCAGAAUUAAGGGAAAGUUUUGCUGAUUAUAUUGAAAAAAGAGAUUUUACAAAUGUUCCAAAAGAAUUUGAGAAUAUAUUAUUUCUUUUAAAAGAAUAUUCUGUUGGUAAUAUCACAGAUCCUGUUUCAGAAAGUGUUAUUUGUCAAUUAACUAAAUUACCUGAAAAUCUACUAGAUUUAGAUGUUACUAAAACUAAAAUUUAUAAUUUAUUAAGUGAAAUUGGUUAUAUUGAUACAAAAUUAACAAAUCCUGUUCAUUUUUCAAAUAAUUUAUGUAUGCCAGGCAAAGAUGUUUCAUUACAAGCUGAUAGAGAACGAGAUUUUUAUGAACUGUCAGAUGAAACAUUAGACAAAGAUUUUGAUAUUUCAAAAGAUAUUAGAAAAGAUUUUGGUGAUAUGAAAGUUUAUUGUAUAGAUAGUGAAACUGCACAUGAAAUUGACGAUGGUGUUGCUAUUGAAAGAAUUGAUGAUAAAACUGCAAAUAUUCAUAUCCACAUUGCUGAUCCAGCUUCAUAUUUAUCACCAGAAAAUUCAAUUUCUAAAAUUGCAUUUGAAAGAGCUUUCACAACUUAUCAACCAGAAACUAUUUCAGCAAUGUUACCAAUGUCAUUAGUCAAUCUAUCAGGUUUAGGUAUUGAAGGUCAAAAGACAAGAGUUAUGACUUUUAGCGUUCCAUUUAAUUUUGAAACUGGUAAAGUUGAUUUAUCAAAAGCUGAAGUUCAACCAUCAUAUGUUUCAAGCUUCCCAAAAUAUACAUAUAACACUGUGGAUAAAACUUUGUUGAAAACUAAAUAUCAAGAUGCUUCAAGUUUGAAUGAUGAAGAACGUGAUUUAAAUGAUCUUUUCAAAAUUGCACAAAAAUUACGUGAAUCAAGAGUUGAACAAGGUGCUGUUAUCUUUGGUGAAUCAUUUGGUACUGAUGUUAAAGUUCUCCCUAAAAGUGAAAAUGAUGCAGAAUCUGAUUCAUUAUAUGUCGAUUCUUCAAUGGAUGAUUAUAAUAUCGUCUUUGGUAAACAAAAAUCAACUGAUUCUCAACUAUUAGUUUCUGAACUUAUGAUCUUAGCCAACACUAUUAGUGGUUCUGUUUUGAAAGAGAAUAGUUAUCCAGGUAUAUAUAAAGGUAUGAGAGAAACCAAAUCAACUGGUUCUGCUUCAGAAGUUAUCAAUAACAUGAAUAAGAUGAUUAAAGAAGGUUCAUUACCAAUGUUGAAAGAUAUUGCCAGAUCUAUCAAAUUCAUCGUUCCAGCCAUUUAUUCUCAUCAACCAAAUAGACAUUUAAUGCUUGCCUGUGAUACAUAUGCUCCAUCUACUUCACCAUUGAGAAGAUUUGGUGAUUUAGUUAACCAUUGGCAAUUCCAUAACAUGGCAAGAGCUAAACCAUCAAGAUUCACUGAAGCUGAAAUGUUUUAUAUGACUCUUCAUAUUGAAGUUAGAAAUGAUAUCUUGAAAUAUUCAAGCAGAAGAGCGGUUAGUUAUUAUUGUACUAAAUAUAUUAGUGAACAAAUUGAAAAGGGAAAUAGACUUGAUUUGAGUUUUUUCACUUGGUCAAGACCAAAUGGUCGUUAUGUUAGUGGUAUAAUUCCAGAAUUUGGUCUUUUCGCUAGAUUGAAACUUGAACGUGAUUCACGUCCUCCAAAAGUUGGUAGUGUUAUUAAAAAUUUUGAAAUUGAUUGUUUAGAUCCUAUUUCUGGUGAUAUUGAAUUGAAACAAAUUUAA
Molecule: messenger RNA, 3084 nt
Organism: Hansenula ciferrii
Lineage: Eukaryota; Fungi; Ascomycota; Saccharomycetes; Phaffomycetales; Wickerhamomycetaceae
Gene: DSS1
Product: exoribonuclease II
Exons: 2
Coding region: 1-3084 (1027 amino acids)
Biological process (GO): mRNA catabolic process
Cellular component (GO): exosome (RNase complex); P-body
Molecular function (GO): RNA binding; 3'-5'-RNA exonuclease activity
Source: RefSeq, a predicted model, not a curated record